Messenger RNA from Verticillium alfalfae VaMs.102, 1137 nucleotides. RefSeq lists its product as hypothetical. The transcript has 5 exons. The record is from RefSeq and is a predicted model, not a curated record. NCBI's taxonomy places the organism in Eukaryota, Fungi, Ascomycota, Sordariomycetes, Glomerellales, Plectosphaerellaceae. Bases 1 to 1137 code for a protein of 378 amino acids.
AUGGAUAACUCGGGGGCUCACGACCUUGUGCGCCGAGCACAGGGCGAUAUGCCGGCGAGCCUGAUCGCUUUUGUGGUCGUAAUGAGUUGCAUAUGUCUCACAAUCGUCAGUUUGCGCUUCUACGUUCGCAUACAAGUUAUUCGAAAUCUUGGCAACGAUGACUGGGCCGUGGCUGUUACGAUGUUGAUGCUGCUUGGGAGUGUCAUUGGUGUUGCUAUCGCUAUCGCGUUUGGCCUCGGCCGUCACGUCGUCGACGUUUCCGACUCGCACCUAUCUGUACUACUCACUCUCAUGUGGUUCUCUGGCCUGGGAUAUCACCUCACAAUUAUCAUCCUCAAGUGCGCAUUUAUCCUCCAAUACCGCCGCGCUUUUCCUCUCCCGGCUUUCCAGCGUAUAUGCGACAUAUUCCUCGGGUUCAUAGCGUGCUGGUUCGUGGCCUUUUUCAUCGCACCGAUCGUGAUCUGCCUGCCAGUCAGGAGCCAGUGGGAUCCGGAAAUCAUCGGACAGGACUUUUGCUCUUCGCGAUGGCAGGUAUGGCUAGCCCACGGCAUCAUUCACGUCAUCACGGACGUAGUCAUCUUUGCCAUGCCGCUCCCCCUGAUCAAGACGCUGCCCUUGACGAAGCCCCAAAAGAUCACGCUCACCGCCGUCUUCUGCCUGGGAUUCAUUACCUGCAUCAUCUCGGCCAUCCGCAUCAGCACCGUCCACCGCGGCCUCUUUGACGCCGACGCCAGCUGGGUCAUGGCCCGGACCGUCUACUGGUCCGUAGGCGAGAUUACGUGCGCCAUGCUGUGCCUCUGCAUCCCCGUCUUGCGGCCGCUGCUCGGCGGCCGAGCGAACCUGCGCCGCUGGCGGAGCGGAGCACAGGCCGAGGUUGUGGAGACGCGGGGCCAUGCGCACUUCACGCUCGAUUCGACGCAGACAUGGACGGCGCCGGCACCGUCUAAUCGAACGGCCAGUCGCGGUUCUGUGCGGAGUUCACGAGAUAUCGAGAUGAGGGAGAAUACGCAGGACCGACGGCAUGAGGCGGCGAAGCGCACGUCAGACCCUCCGACCACAGGGACAGAGUCCAGCGGGGCCGGUUCGACGUGGACAUCGGAUGACUCCCAUAAAAGGGCCGAUGGUAGUUGGCUGUGA